Messenger RNA from Daucus carota subsp. sativus, 1959 nucleotides. Its product is annotated as GATA transcription factor 8. Bases 534 to 1550 code for a protein of 338 amino acids. The transcript has 4 exons. Lineage: Eukaryota; Viridiplantae; Streptophyta; Magnoliopsida; Apiales; Apiaceae. Gene Ontology annotation, molecular function: sequence-specific DNA binding; zinc ion binding. Gene Ontology annotation, cellular component: nucleus. Gene Ontology annotation, biological process: cell differentiation; positive regulation of DNA-templated transcription. The record is from RefSeq and is a predicted model, not a curated record.
ACAGCUAGCAAUGAAUAUGAAGGUGAAGAAGAUGAAACAAGAAGCCUCCUCCUCCUCUCACCUUACCUUACCUACCUUCUCUCUCUCCUUUUAGGUGGGGUUUCUCUCUCUAUCUCUCUCUGUCCCUCUCUCUCUAUAUAUUUUUACUUGUACAAUUAUUUGUUUUUGUAUAUAUAUUCAAUUCCAUUCCAUUGGUAGGAGUGUUAUAUUUGUAUUUUGAGGAGAAGGGUUGUGUUUUGUAACACUCAUUUUGUAGUUUUAGUGUGUAGGAGGAGGAGGAUAUUUAGGAAUGUUGUGCUAUGUGUGUGCUUCUAGGUGUGUGUAGCUUUUAGGGUUGUUGCUAUCUUGGAUUUUGAAUUCAUUUCUGAAGCAUUUUCUUGGUUUUCUGGCGGGAGAUUGUGGGGUUUUGGUUGGAAUUUCAGGCACUAGUAUUGUCUUGUGAAUCUUGACUCUUCAGAAUUUCACUCUAUCCAAAGCUUUUUCUGCAUUGUACCCCUACUUUUUGUCUUCUUCAAGCUGUUUAAAGGAAAUAUAUGAUGGGGUCAAAUUAUAACGAUGAGAUGGACUGCGGCAGCUUCUUUGAUCACAUUGAUGAUCUGAUCGAUUUUCCUUCUGACAAUGACAUUGGCUUUAAUUCCGGCAACGGAAAUGACUUUCCGAGCAUCUGGUCCAAUAAUGUUGAGGAUCUGCCUGGUCCAGAUCCAAUAUUCCCUGGAAUGAAGAAUGAUAGUGCUUCUGACCUGUCAGCUGAACUUGCUGUUCCGUAUGAGGACAUUGUGCAGCUUGAGUGGCUUUCAACCUUUGUGGAGGAUUCUUUUUCUGGUGGAGGGAUGACCCUCAACAAAGAGAAUGUUCCUCUUAACAAUAAUGCAUCCCAGAAUCAGUUUCGCACCUCUAGUCCUGUAUCAGUGCUUGAGAGCAGCAGCAGCAGCUCCUGCUCCGAUGGGAAGAUUGUUCCUCUUAGCCCAUCUCAUCGGGGUCCUCAGCGUGCUCGUAGCAAGCGCCCUCGCCCUGCAAACUUUAGACCUCGAUCCACAAUGCAGUUCGUUACUCCAACUUCCUCUGUUACUCCUGAUAACUCUGGGCUCGUUAAUGUGCCAAUGAUUUCUUCAGAAUCUGAGAACUUUGUGGAGUCUCUUCGUAUUAAGAUACCAAAGCCUGUGUCAGAGAACAAGAAGAAGCAGAAGCAGAAACCGUCUUUUCCAUCAAGUUCUGCAGAGAUGAACUGCAGUUCACCACUGCAGCAGCAAGCAUCAGUUAGGAAAUGCCUGCAUUGCGAGAUAACAAAAACACCCCAAUGGAGGGCCGGCCCAUUAGGUCCUAAGACUCUUUGCAACGCUUGUGGUGUUCGUUACAAAUCUGGCAGACUCUUCCCUGAGUACCGCCCUGCAGCCAGUCCAACAUUUGUCCCAUCUUUGCACUCCAAUUCUCACAAGAAGGUUGUGGAGAUGAGAAUCAAAGGCGGUGAGAAAAAGUUCAUGAAUGCUACCGUGCCCCCGAUAAGUUCCGAGCCAGAAAUGAUCCCAAAUGCCUCACUCGAGUACAUGUGAGAAGGGAAGGAAGGCAUGCAGACAAUGGGUUUUGGUUAGUUUAAUCUUUGUUGUGUCUGCGUCUGUCAAUCUCAUCUUAUUCACUAGUUCCGUCUAAAUUUUAUUUGUUCAAUUGUUCUUUUGUAUAAAGAGAUGUGCUAUAAGGGUAGGAUCUAUAGUGGAGCAUAUAUUAGCUGCUAGUGAGAAAGGAAUGAGAUGGGAGAGUACUGAUUACUGAAGAAAGGGUAGAAAUAUGAAAGGAUUUCGAGUUUUAGUGUCGUCUAGAUUCUAGUAUUUGAUUAGGUCUCGAGUCAGUACUGUUCUUUUUCUCUUUGCCCCUUCUUGUAUGAGAAGUCUUUUUGCAGUUUAUUUUCUUUUAGAGAACUCUUGAAAUGAAUGAUAGUUUGGUUAUCAUGUCUUAUUAACUUGA